Molecule: messenger RNA, 7683 nt
Organism: Oncorhynchus masou masou (cherry salmon)
Lineage: Eukaryota; Metazoa; Chordata; Actinopteri; Salmoniformes; Salmonidae
Product: AF4/FMR2 family member 1-like
Biological process (GO): regulation of gene expression
Cellular component (GO): super elongation complex; nucleus
Source: RefSeq, a predicted model, not a curated record
ACCCAGUAUGCCCUGAGACCAGGAUCCAUAUGCACAGUUACUAGCAGAGAACUGUGAAAGAACAGUUAUUGACAGUUCAUUUAUAUAAACAUUUCGAUGACAUUUGACUGGUAAACAAUGUAAUCAAGAAGGGAGAGGGGAGGGGGGAGAGAGAUUAUCCAAUCAAGGAUUGUCAGAAACACAUGGCAAGCAAUUUACAAUUUGUUUUUUUUGUUGAGGCGCACCAUGGCAGCUCGUUCAAGCUACAAUGAGGAGAGGAACCUCCUUCGCAUCCAAGAGCGGGAGCGGCGGAAUCAGGGAACCUUCCAGGAGAAGGAGUUCUACCAGGAGACCGUUCCCCUAUUCGGGGAACCCUAUAAGACGAACAAAGGAGAUGAGCUGUCUAGCCGUAUCCAGAGGAUGCUGGGUAGUUAUGAGGAUGUGAACAAUCCCAACACUCAGUGUUUGGACAGCAGCUUCUCUAAGGACCCUCAAUCUCAUGUCACCACAAAGUAUGGGCGGCCAUCUCGCAGCCGAGACCGAGCGAAGCCUCCAUUCCAGAACCCUCCUCAGUACGGGGCAAGCCAGAGCCAGAGUAGUGGUCCGCCCCGUGGUAACCACUCUGGCCAGCCUCUGAAGAAGAUCCACGGUCCUUCCUCCUCCUACACCCAGUCCUCCCUGAGUCUCAGCCAGGGCCAGGCCUGCCCAGACCCACACCAGAGAAAGACUGAGCUCUGGCCAGACCUGAGGGAGUGUGCCAGUCUUCCUCCAGUCCUCUCCGCCCUGUCCCCCCCAGCCGAUCCCCUAUCCCCCCUACAUUCCAGUGACCCCAGCGACUCUGAACACCAGGACUCCCCCCUGCACCCUGAGAGGCUCCCGGCCUCUCCCCUACACCCUGACUCACACUUCCCCAUGGUCCCCCUGGAUGACCCCCAGAGAGACAUCCCACCUCCGGCCAUCGAUGGAGCAACCCUACCCUCUCAGACCUUCCCUCCACCCCUGGCCUCCAAACCCAACCUGGUCAUGCCCCAGAAGCCAACAGCCUACGUCCGGCCCAUGGACGGCCAGGACCAGGUGACCAGCGAGUCUCCGGACCUCAAGCCCUCUCCAGAAGACUUCCAUGGGCAGUCUUAUCAUGAACCCUUACCAGACUUGAAAAGCACCAAGCCCAGCCUUUCCAAACUGAAGAUACCAUCACAGUCUAUAGAGACGCUGUCACAUGAAGCUGACUGUGUGGAAGACAUUCUGAGGGAAAUGACCCACUCCUGGCCUCCUCUCCUGACUGCCAUUCAGACGCCCAGCACAGUUGAGCCCUCCAAGUUCUCCUUCCCAGUCAAGGAAGCACAGCAUGUCCCACCUGCGUCUCCAGGACAAAAACACUAUGGAUCACCUCCACUAGCCCCGCCCUCCAUCUGUCAACAGAGCUCAUGUACGGUUACAGCAGCACAUUCCAGUGGGGUGGAGUCAGCCAGCUCCAGUGACUCUGAGAGCAGCUCAGGGUCGGAGUCAGGCAGUGAGAGCAGUGAGAGUGGGACAGAGGCCCCCCCACAGCCCCUCAGGAGUAGUAGCCCACCUGUGACAAAGACGGAGGGCCCCGUGGUGACUAACUGGCAGUUGAACAACUGGAUCAGAGUGAGCCAGCAGAACCCCAGCACAGAGAGCCAGAGUGACGCUCUACUGAGCCCUCUACCCAAACAGCAGCAGAGCCAUGAGGAGGAGGCCAUUCCUCCCAGGGACUACAAAUCCCACACACCCCCACGUCGCUCAGAGUUCAGUGACGGCGAAGCCAAACCUCAACGCAGUGAAGAAGCUGCCCACAACCAGCAUGUCCAACACAAGUCCCCGGGCGUUUCGCACGUUGGGAACAACAGCAGCAGCAGCAGCCAGAGAAAGACAGUGGGGAACAAACACCCUUCCAGACCAGCCAAGGCUCCCAGACCUGAAGACCCUCAGGCUGGGUUACAGGUGGAGAGUGUGGAGGUGGUCCCCCGUGACAAAGACACCUCGUUCACAGACAAGCCAAAGGUCAAAACGAAAACCGGCCACAGCAAUAGCAAGAGCAGCGGAGCCAAAACAAACAGCAGGAAGCCUGCCAAACGUGGCACCUCUGAGAAGAAGACCGAACAACCAGAGUCACAGGGUGGCCCCAAGGUGACUCUGGUGCUGGACUGUAAGCGGGAGAAGUCUCCUAGUCCCAGUCCUGCCCAGGAGGUAGACCAGCCAGCCCCAGCUGUGGUGAAGACCAUCAGUGUCAGGACGGAGACCCUCCCGGCCCCUCAGAAGGGCCAAAAGAAGCCCCGGCGCCACUCUCUAGACCCAGCACACAAGGCCAAGCGGGAGUCCUCAGCCAAAGCUUCCAGGGUCUGCCAAGGUCCUCCACGGGCCCUGCUGGUAAAGAUAGAAUUGAGCCUGCUGUCCAGGGUUCCCUCCCAGGGCUCCAGGCCUUCUUCAGGGGGCCAGGAGCCAGUCAUCAGGAAGGGACCCAACACGGCCCCAGAGAGAGGGGACACCAACCCUGCUGCCCCCAUCCCUACCAAAGUCUGCAAGAAGAGACCGGCUGAGAAGGAUGUGAAAACCGUGCCAAGGAAGAAGCCAAAGCUGCAGAAAGAUCUUAAACCCUCCACUUCAGGUCCUGGUUCCCGCAAGUCUGAGACUGAGAGGAAGCGGUCUAAGGGGGCUCCUGUCCCUCUGCUGCAGCCCACCACCACUCAGGAUCCUGGGAAAGGGCAGGGGGGCCACAAACGACAUGCGGUGGAUGCCCCAGAGCCUAGCACAGCAUCUGCAGCCCGCCGCAGGGACAGGGAGGCCUCCACACCUGUCAAGCACAAGAAGAGCACUGGAAAACAACGCACAGAGCAUGCCAAGAAAGUCCUCAAGAGCAGCGUUGCCUUCUCCGUGCCUUCCCAGCCCACCGGGGCCGCCCUGUCCUCCAGACCCCUGCUCCGGUUCGAAGAGCGGCAGCAGCCAGUGGAGUAUCACAUGAAGGAAGCCAAAACACUCAAGCACAAGGCAGAUGCCACGCCGGAUAAGGUGGGCAAAGCUUUCAACUACCUAGAUGCUGCCAUGUCCUUCGUGGAGAGUGGCAUCGCUAUGGAAACCGAUCCCCAGACCCCGAAGUCGGCGUAUACGAUGUUCGCUGAAACCUUGGAUCUGAUCAAGUUCAUACUGAAACUAAAGGGCUCUGUGAACCCCUCGGCUCCUGCUACAGACAAGGACUUUACAGUUUUAUGCAUGAGGGGCCUGUCCCUUCUACAGAUGGCCAUGUUUCGCUACAAACGAGAAGCAGCACUUAAGUAUUCAAGGACCCUGACAGAUCAUUUCAAGAGUUCUAUAAAGUCUGCAACCCAGGCUCCUUCACCAUGUGUCUCAAAAAGCACAGGUACCCCAUCCCCCAUGUCUCCCAUGCCAUCUCCUGCCAGCACAGCCAGUUCUGGGCCGGGCUCCAACCACAGCAGCGGGGCGGGGGCAGGCACCGUCAGCACCGUGGCCAUUCCACAGGUCAUCCAGCAGGUGGCGUCUUCCUACGUCAACAUCACGGCACUCUUCCUGAGUGCUCACGACAUCUGGGAGCAGGCUGACGAGCUGGCCCACAAAGGCAGUGGUUUGCUGUCUGAGUUGGACUUGGCUCUGGGCCCGUUGAGCCUGACGUCCACCAUGAGCUCUUUGGUGCGUCACACACGGCAGGGACUGCAGUGGCUCCGACUGGACACCCGUGAGGCACAGUGACCGCUUCUCAGCCCUGCCCUGUCGACAAUGCCGAGCCCAGCCCUGGCUUUCCCUGUCCACGACAUCCUUCUUGGUUUUAUUUAUUGACGGGCCAUCAGAUGAAUGCAGGAUCCCAAGUCCCUCUGCAAGUUGUUCACAUGGAUACCAAGUCACCUUUUUUUCUCUCAACUACAUAUAUCUAUAUAAAUAUAUCUAUCUCACACACACACAGAUUACAUGCGUUUUUGGGUCCCUGUCCUCUGUUGGUCACAUUGAAGGGUCCAUCAACAAACAACUAUCACAUCCUCUGGAGCUCAGGGAGGGCUGAUGGAGGCGGAGCUGAGUAGGACUUCCUCCCAUUCUCAACAACGAGCCACACAGCCAGCUGACUUGCCCUGCCACCCCUCUGGGGGUCAGUAGGGGUGUCUCCCCGUGGCCUGCCCCACCCCUCUGGGGGUCAGUAGGGGUGUCUCCCUGUGGCCUGCCCCGCCCCUCUGGGGGUCAGUAGGGGUGUCUCCCCGUGGCCUGCCCCACCCCUCUGGGGGUCAGUAGGGGUGUCUUCCCAAGGCCUGCCCCACCCCUCUGGGGGUCAGGAGGGCUGUCUCCCCGUGGCCUGCCCCACCCCUCUGGGGGUCAGGAGGGCUGUCUCCCCGUGGCCUGCCCCGCCCCUCUGGGGGUCAGUAAGACUGUCUCCCCGUGGCCUGCCCCGCCCCUCUGGGGGUCAGUAAGACUGUCUCCCGGUGGCCUGCCCCGCCCCUCUGGGGGUCAGUAAGACUGUCUCCCGGUGGCCUGCCCCGCCCCUCUGGGGGUCAGUAAGACUGUCUCCCCGUGGCCUGCCCCGCCCCUCUGGGGGUCAGUAAGACUGUCUCCCAGUGGCCUGCCCCGCCCCUCUGGGGGUCAGUAAGACUGUCUCCCAGUGGCCUGCUCAACCCCUCUGGGUCCUGUCUGUCUUGGAGGUCAGUGAGGCCAUGUCCCUGCGGGAUGGUUGUCUGAAGAUACCUGCUUUUUCUUUGGUUGUGGUUCAGAGAGGCCUCUCACCUUUCUCCUGUGGUAAUGCGAAGCAGUAAUGACAAAAGCUUAUUUACUAGCCUCAUUAUCAUUUAUUAUUAUAUCACUUUAAAUAUAUUGUUUCAAUUACGUUUGUUUUUUUUUGUUUUUUUUUGAUUAAAAGCGUUGAUAUGGCCAAUUGUUUUACUUCACAACCAACUAAAAAGUCCUAUAGAAGUGAAGGGAUCUAUCCAUCCAAGACACGUCUAUAAUAAUACUGUUCGAAUUCGGCAGGAUAUAGUUAGUAUGUCUCUGCUGUACCAUAAAGUAUUAUAAAGUGACUUGAUGCAUUGUCCUGAAAUAUGGGACGGCAGUAUUCUUGAAUGGAGACAAAGAUAGUCCUUGAUGCUUUUUUUGUGAAGAUAUAUUAUUCUUUCCCCCCCACCCCCAUUUUUCUCUUCAAAGGAGAUGGAUUCUACGUGCCAGGGCGGGUCCACUAUGUUCAAUCAGUCAUAACAGAAAUAUGAUUUGAGUUGGAUUUUGUACUUGCUUUCCCUUUUUGGUCAACAACUGCUCAUCUAAGACAUUUUAGAUAAGAAAACCAAAUGGUCUGAUUUGACCUGUAGCCCUGGUCCUUUACUCUUCAGACAGGAAGCAGGAAGUAACUACCUCAUCUUCACUGCACAUGGGAAGCAGAGCAACGCUGUCUGAUGGAGGCAGAGGGAGAGAGAGGGAGGGACCUGUGGCCUAAUGUGAUGGUUGAGAGCGUUUUCUCUAGUUCUGUAAUCUAUCCAGCAUACAUGCUUUUAACACUCAGGCUGAAGCUGCGCAUCAAACCAGUUUUUAUACAGACGUGGCAUCGUUCAGUAGAAAUAAAAGUGCCUUAGAUGGGUUUUUUUAAGGACACUUGCCGUCUGUCUCCCCAAAUGGAAUACUUAUUGAAUAUAGCAUCAUCUUGUAUUGAUCAUUGACAAAAGCAAGUCCCAUUUAACUGAAGUUAAAAGUGGAUUUAGUAAUGUGGUCAGAGUUUUGAAAAGCAGGAUACUCUUCCCUUUACGGACAGCCGUGACCGUUGGAAAUGAUUCACUGUAUAGGACUGGCUACCUGUGAGGAAGCGUUGACCGGCUGUUUAGUUUACAUCAUUUGCGUAGCUCUGGUGUCACAUCUUGUGCGUACAUACAAUAACGGCCCAGGUCAUUCGAAAAUAACACUUAUCAACACAUCUAAAUGAUUGCCGGGUUUUUUUGUUGUUUUUUUUUCGUAUGGAAGUCGAAAAUACAGUUUCAUGUACCACACAGGUCAGCAGAAGUGACUGGGCAAAUGAUUGGCUAAAUCUUACAACUGGUCUUUGACCCUAUUGCCCAUUUUAUCUCUUCAGUACCUAUUACCACCAUUUUUAGACCACCCAACUCCCUCGAUGAUGACAUGAUGUGCGUCCCAAAUUGCACCCUAAUUCCCUAUAUAGUGCACUAUUUUUUUUUUUUUAGAUUAUUUUUUUUGGACCAAGUAGUCUACUAUAUAGGGAACAGGGUCCAAUUUGGACAAAGACUGUCUUUAGAGGAGUAUUUUUAUCGUGGACGUUUAUCUUCAUUGUGUGUGUUCAGCACCGUCUCUUCAUUGAGAUCAAAGAUUACCAGACCUAGACAAUGCCUUUCUGUAGAAUGAAUUGACAUCAUUUCCCUUUAAAAGCGCCCUGUUCAAUUUCUGUAGAAUGAAUGACUUUGGUAUUUGUUUUUCUGAUUUCAAAAAAAGGUGGGGGGUUUGAUGAUAUUACAAUUACACACUUGUAUUUGAUUAAAUCAGUGGAUUAUUUCAUGUUUAACGGAUGUUAUUGAUGGCGAAAUACUAGCGAUCCUUAUUAUUUUGUAUCAGUCAAUCAAUAUUCUGAUAUUUAAGCCUAUACAACCCUGCCUCUCUCUCAUUUCAGCAUUAACACAACAAUGCUUACAGCAAGAUAAAAACCAACGUGUGUCAUUUGCACUUGUUUCCGUGUAUUUUCCGGUUUCCUUCAGGGUUUCUCCUCCAGGGUUGGAGUCCUCUUGCUUGUUGCAAGGCUUUGGUUAAGAGCAAUAAAACAGGGCGGCGAAUGCAAAACGAUACAUAGAACAUUAAUAAAAUACUGUUUUUGAUGAAAGAUUGGAGAUUGGUUUACAUCACCAUGCUUUGCUUAAAAUUGACUAAAUCUGUGCCGUUUAGUUAAAUGAAUUGUUUUAUUGUUACUAUACUGUAAAAAAAAAAAAAAGAAAUUGGAGCUCACUGGAAAAGCUAUUUCUAUUGGCGUACAAAUAUAUAAGGGCUGCACAUGAAACCACAAAAGAAAAAUGAGUUUGUAUUUAUUUUAUCACAAAUAUGAACCGUAUGAAUAGAGUAUACUGGUACCAUGGCUUUUUUUUAAAUAUAUAUAUAUAUAUAUAUUUUAAAAAUCCCCCUCCAAAGUAGGCUGCUUUGUAAGUAAUCAAUCAUACUUUGAGUUACCCAACUUGGAUGUCAAACUGCACAUGAAAUGAAAUGUUGUCCUGUUUUGAGAUGACAUUCUACAUUUUGUACUGACUAAAACGUUGCUCUGGUUUCUAUGUCAUGUUACAUGUCCUUUUCAUAUUUUUGAAGCUUUAUUGUCAUGCUUCAUUUCAAUCUUUUUUUUUUCUUCUUUUUUUUGCGCUUCAGUUAUAGGUAUUCUGUGUGCAGAAUUAUAAUUAUUGUCCAUAAAUAUAUGAUAUCACGCUAAAAGGAACAACAUCACUUUGGUCAUUUACUGGGAAAAUGUGCAGAAAUCUUUUGUAAUUAAACUUUUUUGCCUUGUGGAAAUAUGUAAAUAGUUUGAGCUGCAAUGUACAGAGAUGUAUAAAGACCGAUUGACAAUGAAUUUUGGUUUUCUUUUGACUCAAGUUUUCCCAAAGAUGCUGUUUUGCAGACAUUUUGUAGCUUGGCUGCUGAAGAUGAAUUGUGGCUCAACAGUAUAUUCAGACCUCUGCACUGUAAAAUGUUUGAGGCAAUAAACUUUGGGGGACAAUG